Messenger RNA from Eurytemora carolleeae, 1057 nucleotides. It is a transcript of the gene Rrp4, whose product is annotated as exosome complex component RRP4. Gene Ontology annotation, biological process: exonucleolytic trimming to generate mature 3'-end of 5.8S rRNA from tricistronic rRNA transcript (SSU-rRNA, 5.8S rRNA, LSU-rRNA); U4 snRNA 3'-end processing; CUT catabolic process. Gene Ontology annotation, cellular component: cytoplasmic exosome (RNase complex); nuclear exosome (RNase complex). Gene Ontology annotation, molecular function: RNA binding. NCBI's taxonomy places the organism in Eukaryota, Metazoa, Arthropoda, Copepoda, Calanoida, Temoridae. The record is from RefSeq and is a predicted model, not a curated record. The transcript is spliced from 8 exons. The coding region runs from base 78 to 953 and encodes 291 amino acids.
AUAUCUAAGACUGCAGUUUACCGUUGUUUGUUUUUUAAAUGCAAAUGUAGCUUGUUCUGUUAAAUACAAUCUUCAAAAUGUCAUUUGUUGACAUAUCCUUGGCUGUUGAGAAGCAGGUCGCUAAAGCUGCGGAUGAACCUGAGCCAAGCUACCUUGUCACACCAGGCGAUGUUAUUACCCGUGACAGUGGUUUCAUGCGAGGGCAUGGAACCUAUAUGACCGAUGAUAUCCUGUAUGCUAGUGUUGCUGGAGUAGUGGAGAGGGUAAACAAACUUAUCUCAGUUACUCCAUUGAAAACCAGAUACAACGGGGAAAUCGGAGAUGUGGUUGUUGGAAGGAUUGUCGAGGUUCAACAGAAGAGAUGGAGAGUGGAAACGAACUCCAGGCUUGAUAGUAUCCUAGCUUUAUCCAGUGUUAAUCUACCAGGCGGAGAACUCAGAAGAAGAGGAGCUGAAGAUGAGUUGAGUAUGAGAAAGUAUCUCCAGGAGGGGGAUCUAAUAUCUGCGGAGGUUCAGAAUAUUUAUCAUGACGGUAGUCUCUCUCUUCACACCAGGAGUCUCAAGUAUGGCAAGCUGGGUCAGGGCUGUUUACUCAAGGUUAGUCCUAGUUUAAUUAAACGACGGAAAACUCACUUCCAUCAGCUUCCUUGUGGUGCAAGCAUUAUUCUUGGAAAUAACGGGUUUGUCUGGAUAUAUCCAACAAGAGGAGAAGAUGAAGCCGGAGGGUUCAGUCAAAAUCUGGAAAUUGUUCCGGAGACAGAGAGAGAAAUAAUUGCAAGGUUACGUAACGUGGUCCUCUGUUUAGCUGAGAACUCUACUCUACUCUGGGAUACUAGUAUUAUCUAUGCCUGGGAGGCAAGUACAAAAUACAGUAUAAAAGAGUUAUUGAAUCCUGACGCGAUGCGUGACGUAGUUCAUCUUACACAGCAGAGAAUAGAGAUGGAUAACGAGUAAAAUACGCGUGACGCAACAAGACAAGAUCUCUACGCAAAACUAGCGUACAGUGUUCCCGAAAGGUUGUGAUCUAAGAAGAAACAUUAUUUUAUUAUUUUUGCAGA